AAAAGGGGAGGGGUUAACCUUGGCAAACGUGUCCAGACAAGUCCUUGGUACAAGAUUAGCAUAAGCAGACAUGGGAGGGCAAGACUCAGAAUCAGCAGCCUGGAAAAUGAACCCUCAGCCAGUGAUCAUGCAGCAGCCACAAGUUGUGGUUAUCCAGCCAUCACAACAGAGCUACUGGCAGACAGGCGUGUGUGACUGUUUUAGUGACUGCGGAGUAUGUCUCUGUGGAACAUUUUGCUAUGUAUGUUUGGGAUGCCAAGUUGCCGCAGAUAUGAAUGAAUGUUGCCUCUGCGGCACAAGCGUGGCAAUGAGGUCCGUCUACCGAACCAAGUAUGGGAUCCCGGGAUCCAUCUGCGAUGACUACUGCACUCUCUGGUGUUACCCUCAAUGUGCCCUUUGCCAACUCAAGAGAGACAUCAAUAGAAGGCGUGAACAAGGAAUCUUUUAGGGAAGUUGAGAGUUUUGAUGGCAUUUAUAGUUCAAUUUAGUUGCUGCUCAUGUUAAGCGGUAAUGUGAAUUUUUCAAAAAGCUUCUAAAAUCACACAUGAAACCUGUGGGCUUAUACAAAUCUAAGUGUUUUUUAGCUGUUAAUCCAGUUUCUUGCCCUUCCAAUUAUUCCACACCUGCAUGUAUUUGAAUUAGUGUAUAAGGAGCAACAGCAGUCUUUCCAAAUCAUAGUAGUAGGUGUUCCCUUUUGUGCUUGUCUCACCUUCUGAUUUCCUGAUUCAGUUAUGUCAAUUAAGUACCAACAGCGCAUGUGU
This is a messenger RNA of Podarcis raffonei (Aeolian wall lizard), 761 nucleotides long. Its product is annotated as placenta-specific gene 8 protein-like. The record is from RefSeq and is a predicted model, not a curated record. Gene Ontology annotation, biological process: positive regulation of transcription by RNA polymerase II. Lineage: Eukaryota; Metazoa; Chordata; Lepidosauria; Squamata; Lacertidae. The transcript is spliced from 4 exons. The coding region runs from base 71 to 448 and encodes 125 amino acids.